AUGUCCAACUUCAAAGUGAGGGUUCUUUAUGAUUUCCAAGGGGAGCCUGGGACGGCGGAAAUGUCUGUUACCGCAGGGGAUGUUCUGACUGUUACUAGGACGGAUGUUGGCGAAGGAUGGUGGGAAGGACUUAGCCCCAAAGGCCAAUCAGGUCUAUUUCCAGAAGCCUACGUUGAAAAAAUCGAAUCCGGUCCGCCCAGUAUACCUCCUCCGGCUUUACCAUGGAGCUUGCCAGGAACAGAAAAAGCCCAACAAGAACCUGACAAAGGUUCCGAUGACGGAUGGGACGAUUCCGAUUUUGAAGAAAAUACUUACGAGGUUCCACCCUAUCAUGGCAACAACGAUAAUUCAACUGCUCAAACUCGUAACGAAAUCUAUCAAGGAUAUCCAGCAUCAGAACAAAAUCACAAUUAUCAACAAUAUGCCAGGCAGAGUACUCAAAGUGAUACUGUGUCUUUGAGUGGCAGUACUAUGGGUGAUGGUAAAGGAACAAUUGCAAAGAAAAGUUUAAAUAUUUUUUCAAGUGCUGUCAGAAGUGGACUAGAAGGAUAUAUUUUAGGUCUAACCAAAGAUUUCUCGAGUACUGCCUCGAAACGGAUUCACAUAUACCGAGAAGGAGACGAACAAUUAGGCCGUUGGGAGAACAUUUCGAAUCCUUACACAGUCCAAAUAGCUUCGCCAAAGAAAGCCACGAAAAUGGGAGGCCUCAAAUCGUUUAUAGCCUACCAAUUGACACCGUCGUUCACCAACAUAGAGGUGUCCAGAAGAUACAAGCAUUUUGAUUGGUUACACGAUCGGUUAACGGAAAAAUUUAAUUUGAUUGCCAUACCACCUUUGCCAGAUAAACAGGUUUCUGGAAGAUAUGAUGAAGGUUUUAUAGAACAACGAAGAGCACUGUUGCAAGAAUUCAUCAACUAUAUGUGUAGGCAUCCAGUGUUGUCAACUUGCGACGUUUGGAUACACUUUUUAACAUGCACAGACGAAAAGCAAUGGAAACAAGGCAAACGUAAUGCGGAAAAAGACCAACUGAUAGGUGCCAGUUUUUGUUUAAGCGUAGACGCACCCGAAAAAGAACUAAUGCCUUCCCUGGUCGAUGUUAAAAUAGACGAAAAUAUCAAAUACAUAGACAAAAUGGAUCAGUGUAUUAAAAAUUUGAUGAGCACUUCUCAAGAUCAGCAGAAAAAGUGUAUUAAUAUGUAUAAGAGGGAAUUUUCAAGAGUGGGUGCCGCUUUUCUUGCAUUGGGUAGCGCGUUCGAGUAUAAUCAACAAGGAAUGUUUACUAAAGCAUCACUUGACGUCAAAAAUAUCGGAUCAACGUUCACAAUAAUAGGAAAGCUCUACGAGGACCAAGCCAAAAUCGACUGGGAACCUCUAACACAAAAACUCUACAUCUACAAAGGCAUAACUUCUAGUUUACCGAACAUACUGCAAAUGCAAAAAAUGGCCGAACAAAAAAAGAAAGAUUGCGAACGUAAUAAUCAAGUGCCGCAGUUGGCUUUGACGGACGUCAGAAGACGAUCGGACGUCAUCACUUACACGGUGUUUGCGGAAUUGGAGCAUUUCCAACAGGAAAGGGAUCACGAUCUAAAGUUGGCGCUUAAGGAAUUUUUACAAGAGCAAUUGAAUUUUUAUAGGAAUGUUGUAUCAAAAUUGGAAAAUACUUUAAAUAAUUAUGAGUAA
This is a messenger RNA of Ceutorhynchus assimilis (cabbage seed weevil), 1680 nucleotides long. The record is from the annotation of a GenBank genome assembly. NCBI's taxonomy places the organism in Eukaryota, Metazoa, Arthropoda, Insecta, Coleoptera, Curculionidae.